Tuber aestivum (summer truffle) is the source of this 1197-nucleotide messenger RNA. The record is from the annotation of a GenBank genome assembly. NCBI's taxonomy places the organism in Eukaryota, Fungi, Ascomycota, Pezizomycetes, Pezizales, Tuberaceae.
AUGCCGGCCCUACUGCUGCCAGAUACUGCUGCGCCGUUUGCGCCCCGCUCAUCACCAACAGUCGUUCUCAAUACAACAGUUGACCCGUGGUUAACCGCUACCUUGAAACGGAUCAACCGAAUCAAGCGACCACUCAACAGCGUUCCUCAGCACGUGAAAUGCUUGACGGAGACACUAUCGCAGGACUCAGCUAUAUGGAACCUGUGUAGUCUCAUGAUACCGCGCGCACCUGAAGCCGAGCUCGAGAAGCACGAUCACCCUCUCCUGGAUGCCCUCUUCCGGUACCAGCUGUUACACAUUCAAGCCUAUGUUGUUCACAUUGACCUGGUUAUGUCGAACGAAAUCGCAUACAAGCUUUCACCCGAGACAAUAAAGGAACUGAUCGAGUAUCACAAAGACAUCUACCUGAUCGACCAGAAGUCCUGUACUUGGCAUUGGACCGAGAAGGAAAGUCAGGUGAAGAGACUGCAUGAAGAGUUUGUGCAGACAGUGAACAAAUUUGUUUAUCGGACGGAUGCUAUCGCGCUGGAAGGCAUGGAGGAUGAUGGAGCUGGGGAGUUGCUCUGCGGGCGGAGCGAUGAGGUUAGAGGCCUUAUUUUGGGAUUCUUCCUGCCGCUGUUGCCUCCCCCACCACGAAUCGUGGACGUUGUGCGAGUCCCACCACCACUGCUGCCGAGCUCGCCUGGAGCUGCCAACUGGUGGUCCCCAACACCACCUCCGCCACCACCGUCCCUUCCACCACCACCACCCGUCGAGGCAUGGAGGGUGCUCCCAUCGAGCCCUGAUACGGAUAGUCCGCCAACAACGAAUACAGCACCAUACACAUCUAGUUGGGGGGCUAUGGGAAUGCCAGAGGUGCCAAGUAUGAACUCACCGGCUCAGCACCAUCAGCAGCAGUAUUCCUCUCAGCCGCCAUCGCAUCAACUCCCGCUGACGCAACUUCCUCUACCCAGUCUCGUAGCACAACAGUGCAGCACUGGCAGUGGAUUCGGGGGGUUCGGUUGGGACCGGUAUCAGGAGUAUGCAACUACCAUGUAGCCAUCACGGAGAGGCUUAGAUGGCGGGAUUAGUGGUGGUGGGCAGCAAGAGCAACGACAGCAGCAGCAGCAGGGGCAGCAGCAGGUGCAGGGCGACAUGACUGAGACUGGUUUUCACGAAUGGAGGGGAGGGGAGCGGCAUGGCAGGAAUUGGGAGUGA